Triticum aestivum (bread wheat) is the source of this 4913-nucleotide messenger RNA. RefSeq names its product G-type lectin S-receptor-like serine/threonine-protein kinase SD2-5. The transcript has 2 exons. Bases 1199 to 3679 code for a protein of 826 amino acids. The record is from RefSeq and is a predicted model, not a curated record. Gene Ontology annotation, biological process: protein phosphorylation. NCBI's taxonomy places the organism in Eukaryota, Viridiplantae, Streptophyta, Magnoliopsida, Poales, Poaceae. Gene Ontology annotation, molecular function: ATP binding; protein serine/threonine kinase activity.
UAUACUCAAAGUGGUCAGUAUGACCAAAACCUAUAGGAAUAAAAGUCUUCAUUAACUCUCCUCCUUUUCAUGUUACCUUUUUAUCUGGAUCACCAACGCCGGUUUACUUCUAUUGUGGGGACCUUUAGAGGGCCAAGAUGAACUUUCAUCCUAGCUCAAAAAGAAAAUGAAAAAACUUUCACCAGCUGUCCAUACACUGACAGUGUUUGGCUAGACACCUUGGUUGGCAUGGGGUCCUCCAGCAACGUCUUCGUCUCUUUGAUCCAGAUUUAGUAGAGGCUUCGACCCGGUCACGACAAAUCAUCUUUCUCACAGCUAGCGAGGGCUCAUGGGCUAGUGAAUGUUCGUUGUAAGAUAGUCAUGAGCCGACCUAAAGCUCAACCUGGUGUACGUGACCGCCGACUACACCAAUGGGCAGGCUAAUGGGUAUCGCUUCCCCCUUGGUUUGGCUCCUCCCCUUGACCCCUUCAGGCUCCGGGUGAAUUUUUUUAUCUGUAUCAGCGUUGAGUUUUGAUCUCGACUAAUUUGGUAUUUAAAGCCAUGCUGCAAAACCAUUCAUCUAGAAAAGGAUUGCACUCUAGAACGCUGAAUUCUAGUAGUGACUGGGCACUCAUAAUUAACGAACUCUCAUUUAUAAAAAGAAUGAUAAAAAUGUACACCCAUUGUAUCGAUAAUCGAAGCACUCUGAUUGUCGUCCAUGGCAUGGCAUAAGGAUAUCCCCAACAAUGGACAUGGGCCAACCGUGGGCCACAGUCAUAAGAAAAUGCAUAAGGAAACUGAUAAUACUGAACGGAAUACAGUGUGUAUUGCGUGGAACUGGUUGGUACACAUACCAGCAGCAUGUCUGCUCAGGUGUGAGACUGAAUUUCCGAUAAGGACACAUCCCAACAAAAUGUGACCUUUUUUUUCCCUGUCUCAUCUCUCCCUUUUAAUACUUCUCUCUUUCACAGUGGGUCCACAUGCCAUCUACUCCACAUAACCCGAGUGAUGAUGGGGAUCAUUCUUUGAAUGUAUUUGAGUUUCCAUGGUCUGUAGGGCAGGCUAGCUCGAUUACGACUUAGUACAAAUUUCCAAAAAGAGCUGCCAGCUCCCAUUGUUCGACUCCAGGAACCAGAUGCAUGACCGGUAACAUUGUGGCAGAGGAUUGCCACACCAUACAUACGAUAUCUCAAGCCUAGUCUGCUCCUCCCGUCACCACAUGUAUGAACAGCAAUAUUCUCAAAUGAACAUCGCGUCCAAACCCAUGUUCCAGAUGUGCGUCAUGGUGGCCUCCCUUCUCAUCACCUCAGGGGAUGUUGCGGCUGCUAGACAACAACAUGCUCGAAUGAGAGGCUUCGUUUUGCAGCGGAUGCUUGUGAUAGCCAACCUCUGGAUAAUAUGCAGCGGCAGUGUUCAGAAACAAGUUCUCCUGCCAGGGUUCAGUGUCUCUGAAAAUGAUUACAUCGAUAAUAAUGGAACUUUUCUGUUGUCCAAUGGCUUCGUAUAUGGCUUCGGCUUUGUAACCAGUAGUGUGUCAGAGAGCUCCUAUCUUCUCUCGGUGGUGCACCUAGCCUCCACUUCUGUCGUCUGGACUGCUAAUGCUAACUCUCCUGUUUCUCAUACGGAUGCCUUUGUGUUCGACAAGGAUGGUAAUGCCUACCUGCGGUCUCAAGGCUCCACUGCCUGGACUGCCAAUCUCUCCGGCAAGGGCGCCUCUAUUCGGCUGCUGGACUCUGGCAAUCUUAUAGUGCUCGGCAAAGACGGCUCUUCUCUUGUAUGGCAGAGUUUGAGCUAUCCAACGAACACACUUUUGUCUGGCCAGAGCUUCACUGAUGGGAUGACACUUGUGAGCCAGUCCAGCACAAACAACAUUAGUUAUACACUUGGCAUCACAUCAGGGGACAUGAGGUUGUACGCAGGCUUCCAGAACCCCCAACCUUACUGGUCUGCUGUGCUGGAUACAAGGUCGUUCGUGGACAUGAAUGGCGACAUCUACUCUUCAAACCUCAAUUCAACUUCGUGGUACUUCUAUGAUAAAUCAGGGUCUCUUCUAUCACGGCUUAACAUUGCGCAGCAGAGUAGUGCCAAUGACACAUUGGCUGUUGUCCUCAGCGACAUUGGAUCCCUUUCCUUCCGCAUCCUCCUACAGAUUGCCGAUGGCACGCGCUACAUGGCUAGUCUCCCAUUCGCAAUCCCGGAGGACUCAUGUGACAUGCCAGCCCAGUGCGACCCCUAUUCCGUUUGCAUUAGUGGAGCAGGAUGCCAGUGCCCGUCAGCACUUAGCACCUUUCCAAACUGCAACCCCUGUCUCAUAUCACCAUGUAACUCAAAAGAGGACUUUCAGCUAGCUCAACUGGAUAGUGGAGUUGGGUAUAUUGGCACUAGGUUCACCCGGCCCUUGGCUAGAACAAAUAUCAUAGGAUGCAAGGAUGCGUGCAUGGGCAAUUGCUUCCUUUUCAACCAGAUCGGUAGUUUGCAGAAGAAAGGUGAAAGGAAACCUGCUUCUGUAUCUUUUAUCAAGGUAUCUAGCACUAACCAUGGCUCGGGGAAAGGUGGGAGUGGCGCCGGGAGGCACACCGUCGUUACUGUUGUCAUUGUGGUCGGACCGUUGGCUGUCAUAGGGGUUCUUGUUUAUGUUGGCUUCAGCAUUUAUCAUCGUCGUCGGAGGCAACCUUCACCCUCACAAGAACAAGACGAUGGGUUUCUCCGGACGAUAUCUGGAGCACCAAUGCGGUUUACUUACACGGAGCUCCGAGGUGCUACAAACAACUUCGCUGACAAGCUUGGUCAGGGAGGAUUUGGAUCCGUGUAUCUCGGAACACUCCCAGAUGGGAGUAGCAUUGCUGUAAAGAAGCUGGAGGGCCUAGGCCAAGGGGAGAGAGAGUUUCGUUCUGAGAUGACAACAAUUGGCAACAUCCACCACGUUCAUCUAGUUAAACUCCGAGGUUUUUGCGUCGAGGGGGCACAAAGGCUUCUUGCGUACGAGUACAUGCCCAAGGGGUCUCUAAACAGGUGGAUUUUGAGUACUAGAGUGGAUGCUCCCCUUCUAGACUGGGAUACAAGGUUUCGCAUUGCACUUGGAACAGCAAAGGGGCUGGCGUACCUCCAUCAGGACUGCGAGUCCAAGAUUAUACAUUGCGACAUCAAGCCUGAGAACGUUCUACUUGAUGACAACUUCCAUGCAAAGGUAGCUGACUUUGGGCUUGCCAAGUUGAUGAGCAGGGAGCAAAGCCAUGUUUUCACCAGGCUCAGAGGCACACGGGGCUAUGUUGCGCCCGAGUGGAUCACCAACUACGCCAUCUCAGAUAAGAGCGACGUGUACAGCUACGGGAUAGUCCUGCUCGAGAUAAUCAGCGGAAGGAGGAGCUUCGACCCCUUGGAAGCCUCGGAGAAGGCCCAUUUCCCACCCUUCGCUUUCAAGAAGCUGGAGGAAGGCGAUCUUCGCAAUAUCGUCGACGCCAAGUUGGCGUACGACGAUGAAGAUGACCGGGUGGAGAUAGCUAUCAGGGUUGCUCUGUGGUGCAUUCAGGAGGAUUUCUCCUGGAGACCUUCCAUGUCGAAAGUUGUCCAGAUGCUCGAAGGCGUCUGUGAUGUGCCGCAGCCACCGACGUCCUCGCAUGUUGUGGACCGGCUCCAUCCGAAUGCUUUCAAGCCGACUGAUACUCUACUUUCAGCUGUGCAGCUGUCUAGUCCCAGAUGAUAUGCUGGAGUAGAUGACCGGUUGCGCCCCCGACCGGCGUGCAAGUCGUCGGCUAUCUCUUGUUUUGGCAGCAUACUGUGCUGUAUUUGGCAGCAUAUUGGAUAUUGCUGCUAUAAUGCUAUUUGCUGGGGUAUUUGGACUACCCGCUAUAAAGUGACUUCUGAAUCUCAUGUGGGGGAGUGUCUUACUGUUCUGGGCAGUUUUACUGAAAGAAGGGUGCAGGAACACGCUGCGUGAAGGUGUCCAGCAAGUUAUGUUGAUGGCUUCUUCUUUGGUCGAGUAGUUGAAGGACGGUGGUGCAGCAAGGGAAGUAGCUCUGAUGCGUGUAGCCCUCUGUGUUUCUGGAGCUGCUCUUCUGUUUUGUUGGCUUGUUGCUAAUGUUGGUUUGAUUUUGCAGGUCUUUUAGUGGACAUGUACGGGGAGGAACGAGAUCCUCUGACAUUGCAAGGGAAGUCAGGUAGAGCUACACCUUACUGACUUUGCUUCGCCACACCCGCACUAAAAGCAAGGUGGCACAGUGGUUAACUACUCCCUCUGUUCACUUAUAUAAGACGUUUUAGCAAAUUCAGACAGUAUACUAAACAGUUCAAACCCAGCUGUCUGAAACGCCUUAUAAAAACGAACGGAGGGAGUACAAUAAUUACCGACACUAAUCGUCUACAGCAAAUUAUCUACAGUAUCAGCAUCACCUCUCUGACUUGCCUUCUUUUUUCUAUACAAAGGAGCACUGUGCCAUAACUCGAUUUUCUCUUUCUGUCUCAUCUUGGUGCUCCGUGAGUCGUUGAUCAAUUACUAGGAAGGGACAAGCCCACUUGACAAAAAAAGUAUGGGUAUGCCAAAACCUGGUGCGCUCUGAAGAAAGCUUUUAAAUAGCAGCCGCAAUAGCGGUAGCGUCUCAGGUUGCGCCAGAAAAGUGUGUUUUUUUUUAACUCAGUACAACCGAAUCGCUCCUAUACAUGAGCAUACUCUCAUUUCUAUGAGCACCACAGAGAGACUAAGCUGUCAUAGCAUCUUGAGAUUUUAAGAAGUCACCACUAAGUGUCUCACGGUCAACAGAAACAUCUCCUCCCAGAACGUACAUCUUGAGCAUCUUGUUAUCUGUCCUUUAUCUCUCUUGAGUUCUGGAUGUUGGCGCUUGUGCCCAUCCCGAAUAUGAUAACAUACUGUUGUGACUUGUGUUGGUCUCAUCUAUAAAAGGUGGGGCCUGGGCGGUGCCCUAUUUUUUUUUUAAAAA